Messenger RNA from Acaulospora morrowiae, 258 nucleotides. The record is from the annotation of a GenBank genome assembly. NCBI's taxonomy places the organism in Eukaryota, Fungi, Glomeromycota, Glomeromycetes, Diversisporales, Acaulosporaceae.
GUAUAUGCGUGCGCUCUGAUAUUCUGGGAAAUUGUGACUUGGGCCGAACAAGGCUACCCAUACCAGAAUCUUUCGGAACAUCAAUUAUAUGAAGCAGUAAGAGAUAAAGGUUUGCGCCCUCCAACCGAUGCUUUAAGGAAAUAUCCUCAACUUCUUGAAUUAGUAGAGGAGAUGUGGAAGAAGGAUCCUGCUAAGGCAACGACCGAGUAUGGCGAAUGUAGUCGAAAGACUGGUGAAAUUCUUAUCUUAAGCUCAUAG